AUGUCUGACCUUCUCCAAAUCCACGUGCCCAAGACCUCCUACAAGGCCGGAGAUGACGUUUCGGGCUCUGUCUAUCUUACCAACAAGAACGGCCAGAGAAGAGACGUUGAUAUCGAGUCGAUAUCAAUAACCUUCACAGGCCGUCUAUCACCUACAAAGUACUGGCCUCGUGUUCCCAAAUCCAUCCAAGUGUUCGCUUACAAGAAGAUACUCUUGGCUGGACCUACAACUCUGCGCAUUCCUCCAAUUGGCUGUGAAGAUCAAUAUAGCUGGCCUUUUACCUUCAGCGUCCCCGUCGACUGUAAUGCAGUCCAAAAUGAUGGCCCUCCGGCACCUCCUCUCUCCGUCUUCAACACUGAUCAUAACCAGCCUCUUCCUCCCUCACUUUCAAUAUUCUCAGAUGAGAACACUCCACGCGACGCUGUUUCAAUUGUCUACGAGCUUCAGGCAAUGAUUGAUUCGCCGUCCACGACAGGGUCUUAUCCUGCUAGUUGUAUCAAGAGGCUGGGACUUAGCCUUUACGCCCCCAGGAACAAGGAACAAGCUGGUCUUGAAUGCACUUACAAAAUUCAGCGUAUUACUUGCCAGACUUUGGAUCUCUUUCCUGAGGAAAACCGGGAACUAGCAAAGCGUCCGCUCAGGCUGCGGGAGAAGCUAGGUUUUCGAUCAGUACCCACCGACCAUCUUCCCAAAGCCGUAUUCGAUGCAAAGCUUCAGACUCUAUCCUCUGCAAUCAUUGGCGCACCUCUGCCGAUAUUCCUCCACCUUGACUAUGACGUCGGAAGCUCGACACUCAGAGUCCCGCCAGCAAUUUACCUCAAAAAGGUGGCUGUGUGGUUGCGAGAGGACACUUCCAUGCUUGUACCGAAGCCAGGCCCAGUUUCCGGAGAGCAGGAGCAGGCCGGCUGGAUGAAAGCGCCUCAACUUGCUGCGCAGGACUUGGACAAAGGGGUUCCGUUGGUGAAUGGCUUCUUGGACAUGCGAAAGAUCAUAGACUUGACGUUAAAGGAUGAUCUGAUUCCGACAUUCAGAACUUUCAACAUAGCACGCUCCUACGAAACCAAGGUCAAUGUGACCCUCGAAUGUGCUGGGAAGACUUUCUUUAUCUACGGCAACUACAACCCUUGCACGCUACUAGCUAAGCAAUUCGAUCCUGACGUCCGGCAAUACGCGCAGCCAGCUGCGCCUGCAGUCAUAAUAAAUGAAAUGGAUGAUCCUCCACCCCCACAAGCCAUCAGUGCCAGCAACAACUACUGGAAUGGCUCACAACUCAGUCUACGUUGGCCAUUGCGUUGCCCGUCUUUUCUUGGGUACGAGUGCGCUACGUUUGAUCUAGGUAGUAUUGAGCUCCACAGUGACAACAGACGCAGAGGCCAAGCUCAGGAAAUCGGGCUUCAGAUCAGUCCGAAUACUUAUCGAGUCGUCAUGGAAGACUUCAACUGUGAAUGUUUGACGACAAAAUUUGCCGUGCUUCUAUACGCAUCUACUGCGCAAAGAAAAGACUCCGUGCUUGACCGAUACGCAAAGUCAGCAAAGCGACGUUCUGCACCGCAUGUCUUCUGCUACGUACGUGGCCGAUCCCACGUUGCAGCGCUAUACAUGUACACGAGCGAUUCGCCAUUCAAUCUCGCACAGAUGAGUAGCUACAUGUCGAUUGGAUUCCCCGUGGAGCCUGUCAAGCAGCCGAGCGGGAUCGGGUCGUUGAGCAAUGGCUCCCAGAUAAGCCAGCUUGGCACGCUUGGCAACAGGUCCGAGCUUGAGACCGAAUUCAAACGGCAGGUUCUUUCUAGCAAGCCCUUGGGGACUGGGAGGGUGACACUUGAGGAUAUAAGUUAG
Molecule: messenger RNA, 1836 nt
Organism: Letharia columbiana
Lineage: Eukaryota; Fungi; Ascomycota; Lecanoromycetes; Lecanorales; Parmeliaceae
Exons: 3
Coding region: 1-1836 (611 amino acids)
Source: RefSeq, a predicted model, not a curated record